UGUAUUUAUUGGUGGAGCGGCGCAGUGUGGUAGAGUGUGGAGGACGCCGUGCAUUGUGGCUGUGUAGCUGUUUAGCUUGCGAGGAUGGGAGUCCCCGCAUUUUUUCGUUGGUUAUCGAGGAAAUACGCCUCUGUAAUCAUCGAGUGCCAUGAGGAGAGGCAAUACAACACUGACGAUGGGAAACUCAUACCCCAGGACACUUCAAAGCCCAAUCCCAAUGGCAUUGAAUUUGACAACCUUUACCUUGAUAUGAAUGGCAUUAUCCAUCCGUGCACCCAUCCAGAGGACAGACCUGCUCCAAAGAAUGAAGAUGAGAUGAUGGAGGCAAUAUUUGAGUGCAUCGACCGUCUCUUUGCCAUCGUUCGUCCACGAAAGAUCUUGUACAUGGCCAUUGAUGGCGUGGCUCCCCGCGCCAAGAUGAACCAGCAGAGGUCUCGGAGGUUCAGAGCUUCCAAGGAGGCUGCAGAAAAGAAAGCAGAAGUAGCUCGUAUAAGACAAGAAAUGCUUGAGAAAGGCUUUAAAGUCCCUCCUGAGAAGCCCAAAGAGUCACAUUUUGACUCAAACUGCAUCACUCCUGGGACUCCCUUCAUGGACAGGCUCUCUAAGUGUCUCCAUUACUAUAUUCAUGACCGUCUCAACAAUGAUCCAGGCUGGAGGGGAAUAAAGGUGAUCCUCUCUGAUGCCAAUGUGCCUGGUGAGGGAGAGCACAAGAUCAUGGACUUCAUCCGCAAGCAGCGAGCACAGCCAGACCAUGACCCAGACACCCAGCAUGUGUUGUGUGGCGCUGACGCUGACCUCAUCAUGCUGGGCCUGGCUACCCACGAGGUCAACUUCACCAUCAUCAGGGAGGAGUUCAAACCAAACAAACCCAAACCAUGUGAUAUCUGUGGCCAACUUGGCCAUGAGAUGAAGGAGUGUGUUGGUGUAGCAGCCGAUGGUGAAGGUGAGCUAGAGAAGGUGUUUGAAGAGACAAAGUACAUCUUUGUAAGACUUAAUGUAUUGCGAGAAUAUUUGGAGAGGGAGCUACAGAUGCCAAAUCUUCCCUUUAAGUACGACUUUGAUCGUGCAAUUGACGACUGGGUGUUCAUGUGUUUCUUUGUGGGCAAUGACUUCUUGCCUCACUUACCUUCCCUUGAGAUCCGAGAAAAUGCAAUUGAUCGACUGGUUAGACUCUACAAAGACUGCUGCUAUAAAACAGGUGGUUGGCUGACAGACAGUGGUAAGCCCAAUAUGAAGCGUGUCCAGAUGAUCCUGCAAAAUCUUGGUAAAGUGGAGGAUGAGAUCUUCAGAGACAGGCAGAGAAGAGAACUAGAAUUUAGAGCCAGAGAUAAGGCAAAAAAGAGAAAUGAGAGAAUGGAAAAAGAAGCAGCAAAUAGAUUUAAGAAUGAAACUGGAAAAGGAGCAUUAGGCGUGAUGAAGGCUGGAGAAACUUCAGUAGCCCAUGGAGCCAAGGAUGCCAUCAUGGAGCAGCGGUACAAGAACAUGAACCGAGGCGGUGCAGGACGUGGUGUGAAGCGGUCCAUCGACAGUGUGGAGGAGGAGGAGGAGGAGGAAAUCCCUGAUGAAGUGAGACUGUAUGAGCCUGGAGCCAAAGACCGCUAUUAUGAAUCCAAGUUUGGGGUGUUGCCCAAUAACGUGAAGUUCCGGAAGAACGUUGCUGAUGAAUAUGCUCGAGGCUUGUGUUGGGUCCUCAAAUAUUACUACCAGGGAUGUGUGUCAUGGGACUGGUAUUUCCCUUUUCACUAUGCACCAUUUGCCUCUGACUUCACAAACUGUGCCAAUGCAAAUACAAAGUUCAAUCUGGGGACACCAUUCAAUCCCCUGGAGCAGCUGAUGGGUGUGUUCCCUGCUGGAAGUCGCUCCCAUGUGCCAGAACCCUGGGGUGAGUUGAUGUUGGAUCCAGAGUCUCUCAUCAUUGAUUUCUACCCUGAAGAUUUCAAGAUUGAUUUGAAUGGGAAGAAGUUUGCCUGGCAAGGUGUUGCUCUUCUUCCAUUUGUUGAUGAGAAGCGAUUAAAGAAUGCACUGGAUGAAGUCUAUGAUCAGCUGACUCCUGAAGAGAUUCGACGCAACAAGCGAGGCGAUGACUGCUUGUACGUCAGUGUGAAGCACCCGGCCUUCACCAGCCUCUCAGAUCUCUACCAGAUGGGCAUGGAUGAAGAGAAUGAGGUCCCAAUCAGUGGCAAGGAGUUCCAGGGAAUGCAAGGUGUGGUCUUGCUGGCAAAGAUUAAUGUGAAAACAAAAGGCAUCCUGAGGAGUCCGGUGCAAGGGAUGGACAACGUAACUGACAACCAUGUGGUCACAGUCAGGUACCGCAAUCCAAAGUACGCUGAAGACUUCAUAUUCCCUGCCAGAAAAUUGAGCAAUGCCACAGACCCUCCCCGUGUUCUCAAGCCAUCAGACCUCAAAGGAGAAGACUCAAGAAAUUACCGUCCAACUAUUGGUUUCAACCGGAACAUGCCCCGGGCACACCUUGAUUCCUCCGGCCAUCGAGCUCUGGGCCACCUCCUGCCGAACCUUCGAGGUGGAGGGCUGUACAGCCACAACGUGCCCCUCCUGAAAGGUGCCCGAGGAGGGCAAGGGCUUCUUGGUGCAAGUCCAGGUCUGCUUCCAACUCCACCAAGACCUGGAGGCUUCAUGGGCUCUGGGCUAGAUGAUGAAGGACCCCUCAUGGGUUCUGGAAUGACAGGUCAAAGACCUCCUCUAACACCAAGCUCAGGAGCAGGAGGCCUCUUAGGAUCAGGACCUGAAAUGCAAGGAUUUCCUGAAGACUAUGGAAAUGCUCCUGGUCACUACACCAACCGAGGCCGAGGAGGUGGUCGUCAAGGCCAGUAUGGGUCACAUGAGGGAAGAGAAAGCCAAUGGAGACCUGGUAGUGGUGGUAGUGGUGGUGGUGGAGGUGGAGGUGGAGGUGGUGGUGGUGGUGGUGGUGGUGGUGGUUCUGGUAGCAGAAGCCUCUUGGGAGCACCUCCAUCAUUCUCCUUCCCAAUGAUGAGCCAAUCUUCAAAUUAUCACAGCAACUCCAAUAGGAAUAGUCAGUAUUCAGGAAAUGGGGGAGGAUACAACCAAAACUACUCCAGCAGAACAAACUAUGACAACAGACCACAGGGAGGCUACAGCAGCAGCAACUACAGCAGAUCCAGUAACUACAGUAGCUCAAGCAGUUAUGGCUACAGCACUGGAAGCAGUAGCCAUCAUUCCAAUAACAAUCAUGGGUACAAUGCAAGUAAUAACUACAGCAGGAGCAAUACUCAAGGAGGAUAUGGCUCUAACUCAAACUGGAGAGGCCGAGGAGGAGGAGGAGGAGGAGGAGGUGGUAGCAGCAGCAGCAGCAGUGGGGGAUAUUAUACCUCAAGGAAUUAGUAUGUGUAGAUUGUGAACUGUUGAAAUAUGUGGUGUCAACUGCUGAUAAAUUGUUGCAUGUGUAUGGUGCAAUUUAUCAACAGUUCAUUUUGCAGAUGUCUGGAUAUCAAAGUUUAUUGCGAACUUUUAGCUAGCUUACAGUUCAAGUAGCCCUCAUUUAUUUGUAGAAUAGUAUCUUGGAUAAAUGUAGCAAUAGAAAAUGACUGAAAGGAAAUAAAAACAUGGCUGGCAGCAAACCAUCCCUAUUUCCACCAAAGUAUUCUGGACAGGAUACAUUGCUUUCAUAUUUGCUCCAUAAUAUAACAGAUUUGAAAUGAGCAAGGCAAAAAUUUUUCAGAAAAAUGGAAAAAGCAGCUAUACAAAUAGGAUUACUUUCAAGUACUUGGUUUAUCUCCCAUAUCUGUUCUUAUCACAACAAUGCAGUGUUUCACCAUCUUUAUAUAUAUAUAUAUAUAUAUAUAUAUAUAUAUAUAUAUAUAUAUAUAUAUAUAUAUAUAUAUAUAUAUAUAUACUUCAGGUACCUCAUAAUCACAAUAUGAAAUACGCAAGGUUGCUUUAUUAAAUUAGUAUCAUCGAUAAACAUUUGACUGAAUAACAAACCAAAUGGAAAACAUGAAUAACAAACCAAAUAGAAAACAUUACCAAGUAAAUUUAUAUGUUAAUAGGUGAUUUCCAGAAUUAGUAUUUUUUUGUAUAUACAUUGCUGAACACUACUUUGACCUUGCGGCUGCAAAUAAAUGAGGGAUAAGCUAGUGUUGAGAACUGGGAUAAUCCAAGAUUCAUAUGAGGCAGACAUUUGCAGGGUACUGAUGACUUUAUGUAAGAAAAUCUACUAAAUCUAUGUGAAGUCAAGAUAAGCUGUAAUGAGUGUGAAACUUGUAAAUGAAUGUACCAAUCAAUAGUUUGAUUCUUAGGAAAAUGGUCUUGGGCUGUAGUUAGUGCUGUGUGGGAGAUUAACAAAUAGUAAACACUGCCCAUGAAGCACUAAGUGGAGAGAGAGAGGGGAAGAAAUUUUUUUUUAAUACUUUUUCAGUGUAACAUUUUUUUUUUGUAAUCAUUUAGAAAUUCAGUUUUACGGUGAAAGUGAUGUAUUUCACCUUGUAGUUGUAUUGAUGUCAAUUAAAUCCUUGGGAAAUAAUAACAGACAUUUCUUUCAAAUUCAUAUGAUCAAUUUAAAGUUUUAGUCUUAAUCUAAAUGUUUCUUUCUGUUAAACUUGAAAUAUAUUUUAUCUUUAGAGAUGCUAGUCUUUUGAAUUUUACUUGGUAAGAAGGAAGAUUUUUGAAUUUCAUACACAAUAAAAAUGGAGCGUACAAAGGAUAGGGCAAAAAUUAAUUGUGCCACAUUGUGUAGUUGACUACCAGGGUAAAUGUCUCAUUAUUUUUUACAAUACAAGUAUAAAGCACCACUUUGAUUUAUAAUAAAUGUUAAGUUACUGGUACAAUGUUGCCCAAGUAUAUGCUUUAGUUUUGAUUAAAAAUUUCAAAUUGUGAAAGCUAUAUUUUGUAUGUGGGAUUUCCUGUUUAACCACAUUAUUUAUGGCUGAAUAUAAACUAAAAAAAAAAAAAAUUAGAAGAAAAUUGAAGGAAUAUAUCUUUACAAAGCUUAAAGUUUUUAAUACUAAAUAGGGAACACGUUCGAGUUACUGCACUACUGACCAAUAAGUGGGCUUAAUGGAUAACUGUCAGGGUAAAUUAUAAAAACCUGUCUUUGUGAAAACAAUCAGUACAAAGCUUUGUAAAUAUAAUAAAGUGUAUUCUUUCUGUCA
Messenger RNA from Portunus trituberculatus (swimming crab), 5126 nucleotides. It is a transcript of the gene Rat1, whose product is annotated as 5'-3' exoribonuclease 2 homolog. The record is from RefSeq and is a predicted model, not a curated record. The coding region runs from base 85 to 3360 and encodes 1091 amino acids. NCBI's taxonomy places the organism in Eukaryota, Metazoa, Arthropoda, Malacostraca, Decapoda, Portunidae. The transcript is spliced from 18 exons. Gene Ontology annotation, molecular function: 5'-3' RNA exonuclease activity; RNA binding. Gene Ontology annotation, cellular component: nucleus. Gene Ontology annotation, biological process: nuclear-transcribed mRNA catabolic process.